Molecule: messenger RNA, 546 nt
Organism: Pisolithus orientalis
Lineage: Eukaryota; Fungi; Basidiomycota; Agaricomycetes; Boletales; Pisolithaceae
Product: copper transporter
Exons: 3
Coding region: 1-546 (181 amino acids)
Biological process (GO): copper ion transmembrane transport
Cellular component (GO): membrane
Molecular function (GO): copper ion transmembrane transporter activity
Source: RefSeq, a predicted model, not a curated record
AUGAACCACGGCGAUCACCAAAUGCCUGCCAAGUGUGCAAUGCACAUGCUCUGGAACACCCAGAUCAUCAACACCUGCGUCGUCUUCCGGUCCUGGCACAUCCACACCCACACCCAGUUUGUCGGCUCUGUCGUUGCUAUCCUCCUCCUUGGCGUCUUGUACGAGUACCUCCGCGUCUUCCAGCGGUCUGUCAACAGACGUAUCGUCUCGACACUCGGGAAGGGGAAGAGGGCAGCGAGCCCCAUUAGUGCCAGUGGCAGGAGCACGCCUGAGAGGGGCGCCAGUUCGGAUGAGGUGGUGGGGUUGCUGAAUGGGAGGAGGAUUAGGAAUGCCGACCGGGUCAGUAUACCAGCACAUUUGCGGGUGCUGAGAGCCGCUCUGUACGGCGCCUCCGUGUUCCUCUCGUUCUUCCUCAUGUUGGUCUUCAUGACGUAUAACGCCUACCUUAUCAUUGCGGUCGUCGCCGGUGCUGCGAUCGGGCACUACGUUUUCGAUCAAUACGUCGAACUUGACAAUGCCGGCGGAAAGAGCAUGGCGUGUCAUUAG